Messenger RNA from Aedes albopictus (Asian tiger mosquito), 3004 nucleotides. RefSeq names its product lipase 1-like. The record is from RefSeq and is a predicted model, not a curated record. The coding region runs from base 1975 to 2940 and encodes 321 amino acids. Lineage: Eukaryota; Metazoa; Arthropoda; Insecta; Diptera; Culicidae. The transcript is spliced from 2 exons.
UUCGUGAGAGAGGUUUCCUUCGUCUUCGUUGUGGUUUCGUGGUUUCCGAUCGACAUUCGGGUAGGUCUAGCGCAACCUACCCAAACUAGCCAACGGAAAGCAGGGAGCCUGGCAGCCAGCUUCAGCACCUCGGCAAAUUACUUGCAAUAAUGAAAUUAGUUUAAGAGAAGUGCUCGCAUGAGAAGCACUUGGAGCGGGUUUUGUGUUUCCCCCUUUUCCAAAGGCCGUUUCGGAUUUGCCAAGUUUUCUGUUCAACUAGAACCAGCUACUAGUCUCCCAGGACCCGACCCGGGAAGUUUGAGUCCAAGUGCAAAGUUUAUUCGAAUCGGUUCGAGCCGUCACGAUCCCAGCGCCGAGUGUAACGUUUGGAAUUUCGUCUAAAGUUCUGAAAGUAGUUCAAGUUCUUGGAGGAGAAAAAGUUUGACACAAAUUUGGUCUGUCGGUUGAAAGCGAAGAAAAAUUCUCAAGAAAAAAGUUCAAAAUAUUCCAUCAAAUCCUUAAAGUGAUGUGACAAAUUCCCUGAGUGAGUUCCCCAGAUUUCCAACCCCCUGCAAUAGAUCCAUCCAACACAUCGAACACCGAGCCUCCGAACGAUGCUGCGCUGAGUGCGUCCGUCGAGAUAACAAAACACAGUUUGCGUCGAGAGUUUGGGAAAGUUUUUUUGCAAAAGUGCGCGCGCCAAUCGAUCUGGGCCUCGCCGCCGCCAAGAGAGAAAUCCUCAAUCGCCGUCGAAAAGAUACCAUCCGGUUUCCAUCCGGUCCAGUGAGCUGGAAUUUUUCGCGCCAAACGAUCGAUACACCAGGAAGAGAGUUAUCAUCACCGCGGCGGCGCAGUCAGUCGUUCUCGUCGAAGCGUGUCGAAAAAUCUGAAUAAUCUGGAUCGAAACACCCGCCAAGGCUGCCCCCGUCAGUGAAGGGUUUGGGAGUGGAUGAGUGAUCGUCGUCGUCGUCGUCGAAAUUUGAUCCUCGGAUGAGACGUAACGCCGCGCAGGUGUGUGAUGGCGGCAGGUGAAAAAGUGUUGUGAGGAAUUCAAACCAGCAUCCCUUCGGUUAAUCUGGAGCAAGAGCGCGGAAAAAGAGAGAAAAAUUGUUGCACGCAGUGAUUUUCACGGGAGUUUGAUUUUUUUUCUGUUUGAAACAGUGCAAAAAAAAGUGUGAAACAGAUAGAGAUUAGUGCCAAGCAACUGGAAGAAAGUGUGAAAACAAACGGAUUCAGUGAUUUCGGCUGUUUUGCGUCCGAUUGGGGACAGUACUUGGAGUUCUCCUGGAACGGACGUCUGCCACAGGACAUCCGGAGUGUGUAGAACGACCCCAGCUUUGUGAGGACAGAACAACAGCCCGAUGAUGGAGUUUAGAGUAGGAGUAUUCUGGCUUUCGUGCCUGGUUCUGCUGUUUAAUCAAGGUAACUUCUUCACAACGGAUGUGUGAAUCAAAUGAAAGUACUGGUAUGCCAAAGGCCUCAAAAAACAUCAGAACAAUUUUCAGAGUUAUUAAGAUUUGAUAAAAAAUAUUUUGUAAGUCUUAACCUAUUGCAAAACGACCACAAAUCAUGUGUAUCACACAAACGAAUGAAUGAUCCCACAUUCCCAGCUUCCAAUUGUUUGAGUGCCCAAUUAAAUCAAAAUAGAAUCUUCACGCCCUGUAAUCACAAUCCAAGCGCAAACACACGCAUUCAGUUUGUCCGUCAUUUGAUCAUCAACUGUAAUGCCCGUUGUGUGCAACUUGCUGUUACUCCCGUUAUUCCUGUUUAUUCCACCCGUGUCACCCCUCGAUCAAAAUUGGACAAGAUAUUUGGUAACUUCAACAGGCAGCCUACCUUUCCUGGCAUCCCAAAUCACCUUGAUUUCUCAUCUUUCAGCGCCGAUCGAUCGAGAAGCAUGGGUACCCAGCUGAACUCCAUUCCGUCACCACCAAAGACGGCUACAUUUUGACCAUAAGUCGCAUCCCGUCUCCCCGGAAAACCCCCAUUCUUCUGAUGCACCAAGUGUACGGCUGCUCUGUGGACUUCACCAUCCUAGGACCCAGGAAAGCCAUCGCCCUCUUAGCUCACGAUCAAGGCUACGACGUCUGGAUGGGCAACGUGCGCGGCAACAUGUUCUCGCGCGAUCAUGUCAGCUUGGACCCCAACAAGAGUGCCUUCUGGAAAUACAGCUACCACGAAAUCGGGUUCUUCGACGUCCCAGCCAUGGUAGAUUACAUUCUGCACCUGACCGGGAGAAAGCGACUGCAUUACAUCGGCCACUCGCAAGGUUCCGUAGUCUUCUUAGUGAUGACCUCGAUGCAUCCACAGUAUAACCAGAAGAUCGCCAGCGCACAUCUAUCGGCUCCUCCGGCAUUCCUCUCCAGAUCAACAGCACCGGUUACCUCCAUGAGUGGCGAGAUCCUCUCCGCCCUCCUGCUAAUGGACAGCUUAGGUGUCCACAGCAUCGGCGAUCGGUUCAACAGCGAACCGCUAAUGUACGUGAAGCGUGCCAUCGACGCGAGCGUCAUCCGCGAGGAGUGGAUCAUGGAGACCGCGUACUACCUGGCCGGCGAAGAUCGCGAAGGCUUCAACAUGUCCGUUAUACCGGACCUGACAGCAGCCUUUCCGGCAGGUGGCUCUCUGAGACAAUUCACGCACUACGUCCAAUGUCACCGGUCCGGGCGUUUCGCCCAGUACGACUAUGGACGGGAGGGGAACUUAAAACGGUACGGACAUUCGACGCCGCCGGCUUAUCCGCUGGAACUGGUGACGGUCCCGGUGGCGAUGUACUACGGAAGUAACGAUCAGUUUGUGGCGGUGGAGGACGUGGAUCUGCUGGCGAAAAAACUGCCCAAUGUGGUGCUGAAGUAUUUACAUCCGAAUCCCAAGUGGAACCAUAUUGACUUUCUGUACGGGAAGGAGGCUCCGGAGGUGUAUCGGAAACUGCUGGGGUUGAUUCAUUCUUAUGAAAGACGGUGACACGGUGGACAUCUUCAAUUACUAUUUGAAACCGUUACCGUUGUACUUCACGUUUCAGUAAGUC